CUAAUGGCUUUUGUGUGAAGGCGGGGAGGAGCUGACUCGGUUAGGCAACCGAUUAGCAACAAACAGAAGGUUACGAGUUUGGAAAUCCGGUCUGUUCGAUCACCAGGCAGAGUUUACGGUAACUGGACCGGGGUGUAACUAUGUCGGGUUUGUAAGAGGAGCCUGUUCGGUUGCUGUAAGUGAGGGCCAACUGGCGAUUUUGUACAACAUAUGGGGACUGACCGCGGAGGAAACCUCGCUUUUAGGUCGUCGGAGUGGCGAUGCUGAGCCGAGAGCUGCGUCAUCAUGUAGCUUCCAACGCGAGUUGUCGAAAAGAAAUCUCAAGUUAACGCCAGAGGUGAGGCUGCCCGCCGCCAUCCAGCAGCCACCUAGAAGGAGGAGGAGAAGGGAGGAGGAGGCCACUCCCGAGCCCCUGAAGUGUGGAUGGAAGACGGGCUGCUGAUGAGGAAGGCUCGGUGGUGAAACUGGUGACUUUACAUCACUUGGCUCUAAGCUGUUGGCGCGUUUAUUGAGGCUUGAUUGUGCUGAACACUGUUGGAUGGACAUUCAAGUAUCUUAGGCUGAUGCUGCCUUGCGUUCGAAGUAGUCGUAGUUCACUGUGGUAUGAUUCACGGAGCGUGUUAACCUACAGUAAAUAAUAUAUAUAUAUUGUGAUGUAAGAUUAUCGAGAAGUGGACACUAACAGUGGGCGUUAAUGGUUGGAUUCUUUCAGAGAAAUGCUGCUGAUCUACAUCCUCAUAGAUGCUGGAAAACUAACUUAUUUAAGGAAAAUCUUCAGGAUAAUAUUGACAUAAAGACAGGAGUCGAAGUCGGGCUCUUAGUGGGGUGAUAGUUGGGGUGUUCUGUUAUCUGCUGUCAUCACAUCCACGUGGACUCUGCCUGGGGACCGUGGACAAAAGUUCAGCUCCCUACCGUGACGCACGCGUUCCACUCAAGUGAGUUAACACUUCCAAGAAGUUAGAUUUUCACACGAAACAAUGGCAGAAAUGUCCGUCAGUUGUCCCCCUAAAACCCGCUGCGUAAACGCCUUGACGUUUUGUUCGUGUAAAUCGUGGUCGGAUGGACACAGGGAAAGAUCUGGUCGUGUGGAAACAGCUGGGGACUCGAAAGGGUGUGGACACUUGUCGCCCAACUUUGAGGUGAUAGGUGGACUUCUCUACCGCAAGAAGCUAGAGAAGGGCUUCAUCAACUACCGUGAAGUUCUGGAGGAGGAUCGGAGACACGAGGCUGUCUCCACAUUUCACUGUCGUCGACCUGGUCAGCAGCACCUCUCCCUGGAGGAGACCUACAAAAGUGUGGCUGAAAACUACUGGUGGGAAGGGAUGUACUUCCAGAUCAGAAAUUUUGUCCUGAGCUGUCAACAGUGCCAGAGCCACACAGCCAAGAAAAACAAGGAGUCAAGUGGCAGAGGAUGUGUCUCAAAGACAAUGGCUUCACACAGCACGGACAUUCUAGACAAGUUGAAUAAUCAGCGAGAGGCGGGGCUGUUCUGUGACAUCAUCCUGCGAACGAACGGCCGGUCGUUCUCGGCCCACAAAGCUGUUCUGGCAGCCGUCAGUGAUCACUUCCAGGAAAUCUUUAUGGAGAUGGACUCGAGCAUGAAAGCUGACGUAGAUCUCACUGGUUUCAGUGAAGACAACCUUCUGUCUCUGCUGGAUUUCUCCUACUCUUCCACUCUGUGUGUUCGCUGGGAGGACCUACCAGAAGUCAUCACUAUGGCUCGCCACCUGGGCAUGUGGCCCGCAGUAGAGGCCUGCUCUGCCCUCAUGAAAGAGGAAGUGCAACAUACAGGGAAAGGCUUUAACCUGGCCUGUGCCGGUGCCUGUCGUGAUCAUCUACAUCAGCAGAAGGAAAGCAAAAAGAAGAGAGUUUCAGAUGAAGAUGUAAUUCCAGAUGGAUUCAAUCUGUUACUAGAUGUAUCAGCGGAGUCUCUGGAAGGGAGUCCGAGGCGUAACCUGCGCAGAAAAGUACAAAGUCAUAACGGCCUCCCUAUGAGUCCAUCACAUAGAAUAAGGCUCAUGGACUUUAAAUCCCCCUCCACAAAAAAACCUGUGACACCUCGACACACCGUAGCCAGCCUUCAGCCACAGAAAUACUCUCCCAUAUCCCCAUCAAACACGCGUCUCCUACGCUCCAGUCCAGGGGCUGCCAAAGAGGUUCAGAGACUGCUGCCUAUGUCGGAGAGCAAACGACCAAUCAAAAAAACGCGCCCUGUUGCUCUACAUGCGCGCUCCUCCAGAUCCAGGCAGAACACAGCAUGCAGCCCAGUGAGAAUAAAACAGGAAGUUGAGGAUGUUGGAGAAGAUGAGGAAGAUUACGCAAGGGCGCAGGAGAAGUACAAGUUAAUGAAUGUUCUGGGGCUUCAGAGGACCGCUCUCCUACCAAGACCUGAAGAUCUCAUUGGCUGGAGACAAAAGAAAAGACUGAGGAAGCUGAAGGUGAACAACUAUUCACUGACGAAACGAAGGAAACCACAAAGCAACGCCUCGCCUCUACCCUACGGAGAUAUGACACUGUCACUCCCGCUUUGUAACCCGGCCAAUACUCGCCUUCUGUACACAGCGGGGAAAAUGAAGCCCGUGGUCAAGGUUGGGACAGAGAAGGUUACAGCCAAGAGGCCCAAAGCUGCCUUGCGUGUUCCUCCAACAGACAGGAGCAUGAGAAGCAAAGGUGUGUUACCAGACCUUUUCCAGCCUGGAGCCAGGUCUCCCUUUGGAGCAAGACAACUCCGAAGGUCAGUGAGAAUGGAAGACCGUUCCCUUCUGUUCUCCCAUCAGCCUCGGCGGCGUAAUACUAACAAGCCUCCCGUAAGAAACACUGUCAGGAUCAAAUCAGAACCAGUCGAACACUCUAUCUCAGGUUUUUCAUCAGACAGUCUGUGUGGAAACACCUCCUGUAGAUCUCCACCUCCACAUGGAGUACAAGCCAGAAAAAAGGGCAGAGACGCAGAGGUUAAAACUGUGCGCUACAACAGUGGCCGACCAGCAUCAAAACCAAAGCCUAAACAAGCCUCUGCAAAACAGGCCGAGGAAAUCAAGUGCAAGUCCAGAGAAGAGGGGAGGAAAGUAGAGAGCCAAAGGCUGAAAGGGGUCGUGGACGCCCGGCUAGGAUUUAAAGAUAAUAGUGAAUCAAGUGGGCCCCAGUUUUCAGAGCACGGACCUCCACCUUCCAUUUACAGCCAUCCACUGUAUAAAGUCAUUAAAGAGGAGCCAGCAGACCCAGUGCCAGUUGGCGGACCAUUCCCCGAUCCUCCUUCACCAGACCUGGGCAAACGCCAGAGCAAACCCCCCAUCAAGUUACUGGACUCUGGCUUUCUGUUCAGUUUCUGUCGGUCAGCAGGGGGCCCCAUGGCAGCCAUAAAGAAGGAGGAGGAGAGUGUGGAUAUCUGCCUAACGCGCUCGGUGUCACAAGUCGGGAAGAGAUUUGGAUCUGAAGAACCUCCUCACAGGGCGCUGAGGAACAGAGGGCCACCCACCCUGCCUGUGGUGAAGAAGGAGAGGAAGGAGAGGAAAGUGAGCCAUAACAGGUAUCAGAGACCAAGAGGACGUCCACGAAACAACACGAUGGCCGGGUCUGCUGCUACACAGGUCACACAGGUCAUACCAAAGCAAAAAGGUAAAGUUCAGGCUGUAAGCGGCAGGAACUGUGUCAUGCUUGAUGCUGUACGAAGAGCUCGGCUAAAACAGCUCCGGGGUCCUCGUAGUCAGGCGCCCACUGCUCCAAAGGCGGCUCACGCCUGUCUACAGUGUCCGGAUGUCUAUAAAGACUGCGACGCUUUAAUCAUGCAUCGUCUCAGGCACGUUAACGGCAAGCACUGGCCCUGCCCGCUCUGCAGCAAGACGUUCUUUCGACUAAGGAAUGUAAGGAAUCACAUCCGCAAUCACGACCCCAAGUUGUACAAAUGCCGAAGCUGCAUCGUUGCUGGUUCCUGAAGUGGCUGUGGGUCUGCUCAGGUAGUUGAACUGUGGAUGACAGCCAUCAGUGUGGGACACCAGUGCACUGAUGUGGAACCAGAGGCACAUGACGGGUCAGCAGUUUGUAUAUAUAAAAGCUUUUGUCACAAACGAGCACAAUUCUGUGUGGGGACAGAAAAGGCAUCAUUACUCUGAUUCUAAUCACGGUCACUGAUUAGCUUAUCUUAUUUAAAAUAAAAUAGGAAAAGUCAACCAAGGUUACUGUUCCUGUCUGCAGUCAAACAGAUUAAGAAAGUUAAACUUGAACAUUUACACUCAGGGGCCGGGAGAACGCGAUGCCACGUUAUUAUAGAAAUCCAGUGUCACAGUUGUGUAUAAAAUGAAAUGUAAAGAUAAUUGUUAUAACUAUUAUUACUGCUACCUAUUGUUAUUAUUUUUCUAUGUAUAGAUGAAUUUUGAGUGCACUUAUAGCUUAUGUUGUUAAACCUAAGAAGUUGUGAUUAAACUGAAGGCGAUGGGAAGCAGGAAUACUUGAAGUGUUGUGCAGAGGUUUGAGGGAAUACUUGAAGAUGGCGGGAAUCGUGAAAGCGAGACUGUCCUGUGGCUGUUUUUUUUUUCUUCUCUCGUAUGUGCAAGAUUUUUAACAAUAUUGACUUAUAUCCCCCGUGCUGGUAUCGCGCAUUAGACGAGUCAGGGGUUGGACGCGGUGCUGGCGUGGUAACAUCGCUGCAUGUGUUUUUAAGGGGGUUUCAUGUUGUCGUCCAUUUGACCUAAAACCAAGCAUUUUAAUAAGGGAAGUUUCGUCUUGUUUUUGAUGUGAAAUUCUAAGAGUGUCACCCCCCCCCCAAUUGGUCAUGACCUGUGUUUACUGACCUUUAGCUCCAUGUCCACCUGAGACUCCCCAUUAAAUCACCCUCCUACUGAGUAAAUGCAAUGUGUGCACAUAAAGAAAUGUUUCUCCAAAAGUUGAUUUUAAAAUUAAAUGAUCUGUCUCUUGCUAUCUGUUAAAAGACUGAAUAAAUUUUUUUGCCUUUUA
Cynoglossus semilaevis (tongue sole) is the source of this 4950-nucleotide messenger RNA. RefSeq lists its product as uncharacterized. Gene Ontology annotation, biological process: regulation of transcription by RNA polymerase II. The transcript is spliced from 7 exons. Gene Ontology annotation, molecular function: DNA-binding transcription factor activity, RNA polymerase II-specific; RNA polymerase II cis-regulatory region sequence-specific DNA binding; protein binding. NCBI's taxonomy places the organism in Eukaryota, Metazoa, Chordata, Actinopteri, Pleuronectiformes, Cynoglossidae. The record is from RefSeq and is a predicted model, not a curated record. The coding region runs from base 978 to 3932 and encodes 984 amino acids.